Messenger RNA from Chenopodium quinoa (quinoa), 1725 nucleotides. RefSeq lists its product as uncharacterized. The transcript is spliced from 3 exons. The record is from RefSeq and is a predicted model, not a curated record. Bases 440 to 1393 code for a protein of 317 amino acids. NCBI's taxonomy places the organism in Eukaryota, Viridiplantae, Streptophyta, Magnoliopsida, Caryophyllales, Amaranthaceae. Gene Ontology annotation, molecular function: hydrolase activity, acting on ester bonds.
UUUUCCAUGUCUUAUUUCUACUUACUUCUAAUAUUUAUUUAAGCUAAAUUUUUAUGAACUUAGAUAAUUUUUAUUCUUACUUUCUUUAUUAUGUUCAGUUUUUAAACGAAUUGCGAUUACUUUUUACAUGCAAGAUUGCCAAGUAUUUAGUUUGCUGAAGAGCUGAAUUUAUUCACUUAAAAAAUACCCCAAAAAAAAAAUAUGUUGAAUUGGGUUUUAUUUUAGCUUUUUCAUUCUUUAUGGUGCCAAAAGAUUAUGCUGAAACUUUUUUUAGUUAAUCUUUGCUUUCUUGUAAAUUGGCUGAUGAUAUAUUGAUAUAUUUACAUUUGAAUGUUUGUCCAAUUUUCUGUGCUUCUGCAUCAUAAAUAUGAAAGUUAAGGGCUUAAUUAGCCUUUUGCAAUAUAAUUAUAUGUUUCCUCAGGUUGCCUAGAGCGAGGCGAUGAAACUGUUUGAUGCACAUUGUCACCUCCAAGACCCGAGGAUUUUUAGCCUCGCCCCACGAUUAAUCCGUUCGUCUCUUGAUACCGGCAUUGCCCACUUCGCGGUCAAUGGGGUUUCAGAGAAGGACUGGCAUUUGGUUAAGCAGAUGAGUGAGUCUUAUCCUUCUGUUGUUCCUUGUUUUGGUGUUCAUCCGUGGUUUGUUCCUGAGAGGACGACGAACUGGUUUACCCUUUUGAGACAGUUUUUUGAGUCUACACCUACUGCAGCUGUUGGGGAGAUUGGUUUAGAUAAAGGGUCGCGGGGUAAACAGAUUGAUUUUGAUGAUCAGGUUGAAGUAUUUAGGAAACAGCUAGAAUUAGCAAAAGAACUGAAAAGGCCGGCUUCUGUUCAUUGUGUCCGCGCUUUUGGUGACCUUCUUGAUGUGAUGAAGGCAACUGGGCCUUUUCCUGAUGGUGUAAUUCUUCAUUCUUACUUAGGGUCUGCUGAGAUGGUCCCUGAAUUAGCAAGGCUUGGUGCUUAUUUCUCUUUGUCUGGAUUUCUUAUGUCAAUGAAAUCACAAAAGGCAAAGAAGAUGCUGAAGGCAGUGCCUUCUGAUAGAAUCCUGCUCGAGACUGAUGCACCUGAUGCCCUGCCUAAGUCGAAUUUGGGUGACUUGUACUUUGUGGAAGGUGAUCCUUCCCUUCCUCCUGAACUUCAGGCACUAGGAGAGAAUCCACAUUGGAGGGCUAACAGUAACGUGUUAGAAGUUGAGAAAGAAACACCAGAAUUGCCAAAAGAAAUGCUGAAUCAUCCGGCUAAUAUUCAUAAUGUACUUACCUAUGUGGCUUCUCUGCUCGAGAUGAGUAAAGAAGAACUUGCAGGAUUAAGCUACUCAAAUGCAAUUCGCCUGUUCUCUUAUGAAGGUUCUAAAGUACCCCAAGAAGAUAACACUGAAGGUCUUGUUUUGGAGUAAACAGUGGAAAAUCGAAUCUCUCGUCUGCAUCACAAACUACUCAAGAUCUGUGUCAAAUGUUCGGCCAACAAUUGUGGCACCUGCCCUUCGCUGCCAAUUCCAUGUCGCAUACAUACAUGUCUUGAGUGUGGUGUCAUCUGUGCUGUUGCUCUCUAUAAUUGUCGACAUCGUCUUGUGGAUGUGGUUGUACUUGUAUUAAGAUCUCUUUGUAAAAGGAUGUAUGGAACUUCUUUUCACUCCACAAUGAGGUAUACAAGAGAUGUGUAAAAUCUGUAAAUAUGUUUAAUUGACAGCUAAAUGUUGUCCUAUUAUUUGGCUAAUUUGAUGAGUAC